AAACGCCGGAUAUCCGGUUCCUUCGGGCGCUCAGGGAGCUGACGGAGAGGGCCGCCGCCCAGCAGUAGACGCUGUCUCAGCGAGCCGAGUCGCAGUUUCCGCGGUGUGUGAGUGAGCCCGGGCUCUGUCCCCUCUCCCGCCGCCGCCAUGGGCUGCACGUUGAGCGCCGAGGACAAGGCGGCGGUGGAGCGGAGCAAGAUGAUCGACCGCAACUUGCGGGAGGACGGGGAGAAAGCGGCCAAAGAAGUGAAGCUGCUGCUACUCGGUGCUGGAGAAUCUGGUAAAAGCACCAUCGUGAAACAGAUGAAAAUCAUUCAUGAGGAUGGCUAUUCGGAGGAAGAAUGUAAACAAUAUAAAGUAGUUGUCUACAGCAAUACCAUACAGUCCAUCAUUGCAAUCAUAAGAGCCAUGGGACGGCUAAAGAUUGACUUUGGGGAAGCUGCCAGAGCAGAUGAUGCCCGGCAAUUAUUUGUUUUGGCUGGCAGUGCUGAAGAAGGAGUCAUGACUCCAGAACUAGCAGGAGUGAUUAAACGGUUAUGGCGAGAUGGUGGGGUGCAAGCUUGCUUCAGCAGAUCCAGGGAGUAUCAGCUUAAUGAUUCUGCUUCAUAUUACCUAAAUGAUUUGGAUAGAAUAUCCCAAACCAACUACAUUCCAACGCAGCAAGAUGUCCUGCGGACCAGAGUGAAGACCACAGGCAUCGUGGAAACGCACUUCACCUUCAAAGACCUAUACUUCAAGAUGUUUGAUGUAGGUGGCCAGAGAUCAGAACGCAAAAAGUGGAUUCACUGUUUUGAGGGAGUGACAGCAAUUAUCUUCUGUGUGGCCCUCAGUGAUUAUGACCUUGUUCUGGCUGAGGAUGAGGAGAUGAACCGAAUGCAUGAAAGCAUGAAACUGUUUGACAGCAUUUGUAACAACAAAUGGUUUACAGACACUUCAAUCAUUCUCUUCCUCAACAAGAAAGAUCUUUUUGAGGAAAAAAUAAAGAGGAGUCCAUUAACUAUCUGUUAUCCAGAAUACACGGGUUCCAAUACAUAUGAAGAAGCAGCUGCUUAUAUUCAGUGCCAGUUUGAAGAUCUGAACAGAAGAAAAGACACCAAGGAGAUCUAUACUCACUUCACCUGUGCCACAGACACCAAGAAUGUGCAGUUUGUUUUUGAUGCUGUUACAGAUGUCAUCAUUAAAAACAACUUAAAGGAAUGUGGACUUUACUGAAGAGGGUUGGAGAUUAAUGAAAGUUAUUACAGUGUGGAGUGUUGAGACCAGACUUCUUUUGCUGUCUCAUUGGGCAGCUGCAAGCAUGAACGGGACCAGGGAAUGGCAGCAGCAUGCAGAAUCUUAGCACUCUUUAGCACAAUCUUCUGUAUUAGGGAACUCUUAAUUGACAUGAGAUGCUAAAGUCAGACAUUGGAAUUGGAACGACUGUAUAAAGUAUGAUUCGAUCAUCAAGACAUCACUUGGAUUUCAUAAUCUCAAAUGUUUAGGGCCGAUGUGAAGUUGAGGUGCUGCAUUCCAGAACUUUAAUAUGUAGCUUACUCUUUUUUUUCCUUCUUAACAAACCACCACCAGUUCAUUUUUAAAGUUUUUUUUUCAUCAAGAGAAUAAUGUUACUAAAUUUUAUUUCUUUGUUUGCAAGAGAAUCUUUAUUAAAACACAAUCUUAACUAUGCACAUGAUGUGACCAGAUCAUCUUGAAAAUACUCCUCUUAGUAGGAGCUCUUUGUUUUUAACUUUUGGUAUGGUCAGAACAUCGUAUUUCCGUAAUUACUUAAUUCUUUAUGGUUAUUGGGGCUAUGACUAUAGCUUUUUUGGAUGAAAUUUAUGUUACUCUCCUGCUCAAAGUACCAUCAUGGUUUUUAAGUGGUAAUUACAUUGGAGAGUUCUGUAAUAAGAUUCUCACUCUCUAACUUUUGUUUAAGUUUAUGGUUUAAGGUUAACCUGGUUUAUGCUGAUUACCAAAUUACUAGGUAAAUGCUGAUGUAGGAUGUAAAGUUAGUUUCUUGGAUACGGACACACCCAGGGCAGCUGUCAAUUAGAAAUGCAAAUUGCAAAAUUCCAAACAGAAACCGUGACUUUGCUGCUACAUAUCUACUAAAUUGACCACUUUGGUUCUUGCUUGUUUGUCUCAGUCAUAGGGAGUUCUGUAAAAGAUGCCCCUUGUUUUCCAUCUUCCAUGGCCUUUUCUGUUGGGAAACAUCUAAAGUGUAUUAAUAGUGCAUGCUUUUACUUUGUAAAUGUGGUGCCAAAUCCCUGUUUGCCAUUGUUUUUAUUGUAGCAAUGUUAAUUGUAGUAAUCCUUAGUCAGUACCUUCUUUUGCCGAAACUCCUGCAUUUUGGGACUUUUUCCACUAUGUUGUAUGUACAGAUUUUAAUCUGUUAUAGUUGGCAGCAGUAUUAAAAUGGUGAGUAAAGAGUC
This is a messenger RNA of Leopardus geoffroyi (Geoffroy's cat), 2411 nucleotides long. RefSeq names its product G protein subunit alpha i3 (gene GNAI3). The transcript is spliced from 9 exons. Lineage: Eukaryota; Metazoa; Chordata; Mammalia; Carnivora; Felidae. Gene Ontology annotation, biological process: adenylate cyclase-modulating G protein-coupled receptor signaling pathway. The coding region runs from base 148 to 1212 and encodes 354 amino acids. Gene Ontology annotation, cellular component: heterotrimeric G-protein complex. Gene Ontology annotation, molecular function: GTPase activity; GTP binding; G protein-coupled receptor binding. The record is from RefSeq and is a predicted model, not a curated record.